CCGGGCGCUCCCGGCGCCCUCUCGGUGAGCCGCCCUGAAACCGCCAGGGGGCGCUCCCCGGCUGCCGGGGCUGAGGCGGGCGGAGCUGCUUUAAAUCGCGGCGCCCAGCGGUUCGGCGUCUCAGUUCCUGAGCCUGGGAGCAACCGCAGCUUCUAGUAUCCAGACUCCAGCGCCGCCCCGGGCCCGGACCCCAACCCCGACCCAGAGCUUCUCCAGCGGCGGCGCAGCGAGCAGGGCUCCCCGCCUUAACUUCCUCCGCGGGGCCCAGCCACCUUCGAGAGUCCGGGUUGCGCACCUGCAAACUCUACGCCUUCUGCACCUGCCACCUCCGAGCCAGCGCGGGCGCCCGAGCGAGUCAUGGCCAAUGCGGGGCUGCAGCUGUUGGGCUUCAUUCUCGCCUUCCUGGGAUGGAUCGGCGCCAUCGUCAGCACUGCCCUGCCCCAGUGGAGGAUUUACUCCUAUGCCGGCGACAACAUCGUGACCGCCCAGGCCAUGUACGAGGGGCUGUGGAUGUCCUGCGUGUCGCAGAGCACCGGGCAGAUCCAGUGCAAAGUCUUUGACUCCUUGCUGAAUCUGAGCAGCACAUUGCAAGCAACCCGUGCCUUGAUGGUGGUUGGCAUCCUCCUGGGAGUGAUAGCAAUCUUUGUGGCCACCGUUGGCAUGAAGUGUAUGAAGUGCUUGGAAGACGAUGAGGUGCAGAAGAUGAGGAUGGCUGUCAUUGGGGGCGUGAUAUUUCUUCUUGCAGGUCUGGCUAUUUUAGUUGCCACAGCAUGGUAUGGCAAUAGAAUCGUUCAAGAAUUCUAUGACCCCAUGACACCAGUCAAUGCCAGGUACGAAUUUGGUCAGGCUCUCUUCACUGGCUGGGCUGCUGCUUCUCUCUGCCUUCUGGGAGGUGGCCUACUUUGCUGUUCCUGUCCCCGAAAAACAACCUCUUACCCAACACCAAGGCCCUAUCCAAAACCUGCACCUUCCAGUGGGAAAGACUACGUGUGACACAGAGGCAAAAGGAGAAAAUCAUGUUGGAACAAACCGAAAAUGGACACUGAGAUACUAUCAUUAAUGUUAGGACCUUAGACUUUUGAGUAUUGUAAUCUGAAGUAUGGUAUUACAAAACAAACAAACAAACAAAAAACCCAUGUGUUAAAAAUACUCAGUGCUAGACAUGGCUUAGUCUUAUUUUAUCUUCUUUCCUCAAUACAGGAGGGAAGAUUUUCCCAUUUGUAUUACUGCUUCCCAUUGAGUAAUCAUACUCAAAUGGGGGAAGGGGUGCUCCUUAAAUAUAUAUAGAUAUGUAUAUAUACAUGUUUUUCUAUUAAAAAUAGACAGUAAAAUACUCUUCUCAUUAUGUUGAUACUAGCAUACUUAAAAUCUCUAAAAUAGGUAAAUGUAUUUAAUGCCAUAUUGAUGAAAAUGUUUAUUGGUAUAUUUUCUUUUUUGUCUAUAUAUACAUAUAUAAUAGUCAAAUAUCAUUUACUCUUCUUCAUUAGCUUUUAGUGCCUUUGCCGCAAGACCUAGCCUAAUUUACCAAGAAUGAAUUCUUUCAAUUCUUCAUGUGUGCCCUUUUACAUAUAUACUUAUUUUAUUUUUUACCAUGAUCUUACAGCACUUGCAUCGUUAUUAAGCCCUUAUUUGUUUUGUGUUUCACUGGUCUCUAUCUCCUGAAUCUAACACAUUUCAUAGCCUACAUUUUAGUUUCUAAAGCCAAUAAGAAUUUGUUGCAAAUCAGAACUUUGGAGGCAAAUCUUUCUGCAUGACCAAAGUGAUAAAUUCCUGUUGACCUUCCCACACAAUCCCUGUACUCUGACCCAUAGCACUCUUGUUUGCUUUGAAAAUAUUUGUCCAAUUGAGUAGCUGCAUGCUGUUCACCCAGGUGUUGUAACACAAUUUCAUUGAUUGAAUUUUUAAGCUACUUAUUCAUAGUUGUAUAUCCCCCCUAAACUACCUUUUUGUUCCCCAUUCCUUAAUUGUAUUGUUUUCCCACAUGUAAUUAUCAUGUAGUUUAUAUCUUCCUAAUAAGGUGUGGUCUGUUCGUCUGAACAAAGUGCCAGGCUUUCUGGAGUGAUAAUCUGGUGACAAAUAUUCUCUCUGUAGCUGUAAGCAAGUCACUUAAUCUUUCUACCUCUUUUUUCUGUCUGCCAAAUUGAGAUAAUAAUACUUAACCAGUUAGAAGAGGUAGUGUGAAUAUUAAUUAGUUUAUAUUACUCUCAUUCUUUGAACAUGAACUAUGCCUAUGUAGUGUCUUUAUUUGCUCAGUUGGCUGAGUCACUGAAGAAGUCACUGAACAAAACCUGCACACACACCUUCGUGUGGUUCAGUGCCUUCCCCUCUCUACCAGUCCAUUUCCACUGAACAAAACCUACACACACACCUUCAUGUGGUUCAGUCCCUUCCUCUCUCUACCAGUCUAUUUCCACUGAACAAAACCUACACACACACCUUCAUGUGGUUCAGUCCCUUCCUCUCUCUACCAGUCCAUUUCCAUUCUUUCAGCUGUGUCUGACGUGUUGUUUGUGCUCUGUUCCAUUUUAACAACUGCUCUUACUUUUCCAGUCUGUACAGAAUGCUAUUUCACUUGAGCAAGAUGAUGUAAUGGAAAGGGUGUUGGCACUGGUGUCUGGAGACCUGGAUUUGAGUCUCGGUGCUAUCAAUCACCGUCUGUGUUUGAGCAAGGCAUUUGGCUGCUGUAAGUUUAUUGCUUCAUCUGUAACAGGUGGUUUGUAAUUCCUGAUCUGCCCACCUCACAGUGAUGUUGUGGGGAUCCAGUGAGAUAGAAUACAUGUAAGUGUGGUUUUCUAAUUUAAAAAGUGCUAUACUAAGGGAAAGAAUUGAGGAAUUAACUGCAUAUGUUUUGGUGUUGCUUUUCAAAUGUUUGAAAAGAAAAAAAAUUAAGAAAUGGGUUUCUUGCCUUAACCAGUCUCUCAAGUGAUGAGACAGUGAAGUAAAAUGGAGCGCACUAAACGAAUAAGAUUCUAAGGAAGUCUUAUCUUCUGCAGUGAGUAUGGCCCAAUGCUGUUUGUGGCUCAACAGAUGUAAUGGGAAGAAAUAAAAGCCUAAGUGUUGGUAAAUCCAACAGCAAGGGAGAUUUUUAAAUCAUAAUAACUCAUAAGGUGCUAUCUGUUAAGUGAUGCCUUCAGAGCUCUUGCUGUUAGCUGGCAGCUGACGCUGCUAGGAUAGUUAGUUUGGAAAUGGUACUUCACAAUAAACUACACAAGGAAAGUCAGCCACCGUGUCUUAUGAUGAAUUGGACCUAAUAAAUUUUAGUAUGCCUUCCAAACCUGAGAAUAUAUGCUUUUGGAAAUUAAAAUAUAAAUGGCUUUUGCCACAUACAUAGAUCUUCAUGAUGUGUGAGUGUAAUUCCAUGUGGAUAUCAGUUACCAAACAUUACAAAAAAAAUUUAUGGCCCAAAAUGACCAACAAAAUUGUCACAAUGGAAUUUAUCCAGUUUCGAUAUUUUUAUAUUCUUCUACCACACCUGGAAACAGACCAAUAGAUAUUUUGGGGUUUUAUAAUGGGAAUUUGUAUAAAGCAUUAGUCUUUUUCAAUAAAUUGUUUUUUUAAUUCAGAAAAA
Symphalangus syndactylus (siamang) is the source of this 3568-nucleotide messenger RNA. RefSeq names its product claudin 1 (gene CLDN1). The record is from RefSeq and is a predicted model, not a curated record. NCBI's taxonomy places the organism in Eukaryota, Metazoa, Chordata, Mammalia, Primates, Hylobatidae. Gene Ontology annotation, cellular component: bicellular tight junction; membrane. Gene Ontology annotation, molecular function: structural molecule activity.